This is a messenger RNA of Zalophus californianus (California sea lion), 3558 nucleotides long. RefSeq names its product zinc finger protein 252. The record is from RefSeq and is a predicted model, not a curated record. Bases 194 to 2542 code for a protein of 782 amino acids. The transcript is spliced from 6 exons. Lineage: Eukaryota; Metazoa; Chordata; Mammalia; Carnivora; Otariidae. Gene Ontology annotation, molecular function: RNA polymerase II cis-regulatory region sequence-specific DNA binding; DNA-binding transcription repressor activity, RNA polymerase II-specific. Gene Ontology annotation, biological process: negative regulation of transcription by RNA polymerase II.
UCUGGCGCAGGAGAGCUGCACCUCCGCCCGAGCCCGCGGCGAGUGAGUCGCAACUGUUGUGGUGGGCGCGGAGGCGUCGGAACGGCCCCGGGGAGCGCGGGCAGGGGCCCCGAGAGCGCGCGGAGGCGGCGUGGAGUGUGGAGCGCGGGCGCGUGGGUUUCGCCCACCUCCUUGGGGCAAGCUAAGAGAUCCAAUGAUGGCUGUCAAGCAGCUCCUUCCUGCUGGGCCCCAGGUCUUAGUCUCCUUUGAGGACGUGGCUGUGUUCCUCUCCCAGGAGGAGUGGGGCUGUCUGGGCCCUGCUCAGAGGGGCCUCUACAGUAAUGUGAUGCUGGAGACCUACAGAAACCUGAUCUCACUGGGACUUCAAGAUUCCAAACCUGAUGUCAUCUCCAGGCUGGAGAAGGGGGAAGAGCCAUGGGCCCCAUACUCAUCAAGAAUUGAGGAGGGCUGGAUCCGGAGUCACAGGAGUGAAAGUUUUGAGUCUCAGACGGGAAAGAAGGGAUUGACUCCAAAACAGGAAAUUUCCAAAGCAGUGGGAUCCCAGAGAGCAAAAUCAGAAGAACAUGUAAGGAAUAUUUCCAAAGAACCUGAUUUUCAAGAGAUAAGUAAAACUGAGGGAAAGUUAAAGAAUUGCUGGAGAAAAUCUGCGGAGGAAAGACUUAAGAAAUCCUUCUCCCAGAAGAACAAUUCCAGGCCAGUUACAUUGACAUGUAGGAAAACCCCUAUUGGAGGGGAAGGCCAGAAAUCCAGUUCUGUGGAGGUAAACUGCACUGCAGACCCAAACUCUUUUGGAUUUCAUAGAGCAUCUAGAGGGGAGAGUCUCCACCAGAAUGUGCCAUGUAUGGAUGACUUUCAACAAAGUCAGGACCUCAUUAAUCUCCAGUGUUUCCAUCUAGGAGAAAUAGCCUGUCAGACAGAUGUGUUUGUGAAAGUGCCCAGGCAGAGUUCAGUUCUUAGUGAGAAUCAGAGGGUUAACAAUCCAGAGAAAUCCUUUGAGUGUACUGAGUGUGGAAUACCUUUCAGCCUGAGUACAGCACUUUCUCAGCAUCAGAGAAGUCACGCUGGAGAGAAGCCCUGUGAGUGUAGUAGAUGUGGAAAAAUUUCCCGCCACUGCUCUGUCCUCAGCCAACAUCGGAGGGUUCACUGUGGAGAGAAGCCCCACACUUGUGCUGAGUGUGGCAAAUCUUUCAGGGCUCAUUCCUAUUUCAUUCAGCUCCAUAACACUUACACUGGAGAAAGACCUUAUGAAUGCAGUGAAUGUGGGAAAGCUUUCAGUGCACGUUCAUCUUACAGUCAACAUCUUAAAAUUCAUAUGGGACAGAAAUGUCAUGAGUGUAAUCAGUGUGGGAAAGCCUUUAGUAAUAGCUCUAACCUGAUUCAUCAUCAGAGAAUUCAUAUUGGAGAGAAACCAUACAAGUGUAAGGAAUGUGGGAAGGCUUUCAGUAGACACUCACACCUCUUUCAGCAUGAGAGAACUCAUUCUGGAGAGAAACCUUAUAACUGUACUGAGUGCGGCAAAGCCUUCAGUGCAGGAUUAUCUCUCAUUCAACAUCAGAGAACUCACACAGGAGAAAAACCCUAUGAAUGCAAUGAAUGUGGGAAAUCCUUUAGCCUGAACCGAACGCUUACUGUUCAUCAGAGAAUUCACACUGGAGAGAAACCUUAUAGGUGUAAUGAAUGUGGAAAAUCCUUCAGUCAGCACUCCCAAGUCAUUCAGCACAAGAGAAUUCAUACUGGAGAGAAGCCUUACAUUUGCAAUGAGUGUGGAAAAUCAUUCAGUGCUCGCCUGUCCCUCAUCCAGCAUCAGAGAAUUCACACCGGAGAAAAACCUUAUGGAUGCAGUGAGUGUGGGAAAACCUUCAGCCAAAAGGGACAUCUGAUUCAGCAUCAGCGAAUUCACACUGGAGAGAAACCCUAUGAGUGUAAUGAGGUUGGAAAAGCCUUCAGCCAGAGUUUUAAUCUUAUUCAUCAUCAAAGGACACACAGUGGUGAGAAGCCCUAUGAAUGUAAUGAGUGUGAUAAAGCCUUCAGUGUGCUCUCUUCCCUUGUUCAACAUCAGAGAGUCCAUAAUGGUGAGAAGCCCUAUGAGUGUCACAAAUGUGGGAAGGCCUUUAGCCAGGGCUCACACCUCAUUCAGCAUCAGAGGAGCCACACUGGAGAGAAACCCUAUGAGUGUAACAAGUGUGGGAAAACCUUUGGGCAGAUAUCCACCCUAAUUAAGCAUGAGAGAACACACAAUGGAGAGAAACCCUAUGAGUGUGGUGACUGUGGGAAAGCCUUCAGCCAGAGCGCACACCUUGUCCGCCAUCGAAGGAUUCACACUGGAGAGAAUCCCUACGAGUGCAGUGACUGUGGGAAGGCCUUCAACGUCCGCUCCUCUCUCGUCCAGCAUCACAGAAUUCAUACGGGGGAGAAGCCUUAUGAAUGUGAGGAGUGUGGCAAGGCCUUCAGUCAGCAUUCACAAUUUAUUCAGCAUCAGAGGAUUCACACUGGAGAGAAACCCUACAUAUGCAAUGAAUGGAGAGAAGGGGAGCAGUCAUAGCUGUUCUCUUUCACUGGGCAGCUGGCACUGAACAGACUGGUGAGGAGUGGCAGGUCCUUCUGCUGCCAGAGGACAGGACUCCAGGUGAGGACUCCUGGUGAGGCAGGGCCAUUGAGCAGCUUUUAGUGGAUAAUCGUGUGGGUUGUUUGUCAACCCAUGCACUCUUGUCUUCGUGCUUUAAAGGUGCCUUUUGUCCCCUGGACUAAUGUUGGUCAGCAGUGUCUCGGUGUCCUUUGGUUCAUGAUGUUUGAGAUGAAAUAUAUCCUGGGAGCUCUUUUCCCAAACCCAGUUUUCAGAGUUGCCACCCUUGUCUGUGGUGCUUCCACCCCUGAUUCAGUCAUGAGUGGCUCACUUCAGUAUUCUCUGAACACCAUUCUCCAGAAACUUCUUUAGCACUUUCUCCUAAUUCUUUGGAGGAAAGAUUAGCAUCAAAAUGAGCUGAAAUAGGUUGUACAUAUGAGAAAUUCAGCAACAGCAGUCUGUGAGAGUUCUAGAUGCUGAAAUCUGACAACUGAAAGUAGUUUAGGUCUUUGAUGAACAAGCUGGAUAUGAUAUGUACAAUCAUUUCAGAAGAGAUUGGCCAGUUAGUAUUUGGGAUAAACUAUAAUGGAGUGAUGCUUUGUAUAUAUGAAUCAGGGUAAGAAAGAAGAAAAGGUAAGAGUAAUGAAUUACUUAAUAAUUGGCCAUUUUAUUCCUUUAUAGUGCCCUUUUCAUUAAUAAAAUUAUUCCAGUUUUCCUGUUUAUCAAAGGGACUUUCUUAGAAUUUGACUGAUUUUUUCUCCUUAUGUUGACUUGACCUACACUUCAGGUCUUAUUUUCCAGGCUGUUGUCCAUAUAGUAGUGGUAGUGGUCUUGGCUUAUCUUAGAAUGCUGAAAAGCUGAUUGGAAAAUCUGCCUCUUCAUGAUAAUCCUGCUAAGCACAUUUCACCACAAAUAGCUUUGACUUAAAAUAAUAAAAUAAAAACUGGAGUGAAUUUACUGUGAUAAUAAUGGUUAUAUGCUGAACAAAAAUUCUG